Messenger RNA from Seminavis robusta, 1502 nucleotides. The record is from the annotation of a GenBank genome assembly. Lineage: Eukaryota; Bacillariophyta; Bacillariophyceae; Naviculales; Naviculaceae.
GCAACGUCGGAGAGCAUGGCGACAGUUUCCCUCCACUCGGAAUGGACCUGGAUCCCUUUUGCACAAACUUUGCUUUGCCCCCAUCCCAUCUUUCGAACAAGAAAAAGGCCAUACGAAGUCCUGCGACACAAACACUUUAGAAGCUAGGUCUCUGCCAAGAGCUGUGCCAACGUAGUCAUUAGUUAGUGCUUGGGAUUGGGUUUGCUAAAAUGGGUCGCCGUGGAGAGACGAAAACUACAGAUGUCGACAACACCAGCACCAGUGCCAUUGACUCGAUUGCCAACGACUUGUUGAGGGAUGAUAUCCGGUCCUUUUGCGAGACGCUUUGCGCUGGAACUGAUAUCAAAGGAGACCAAGCCUUUGAUGACCUUUUCCAGACUGUCGCUCAGUUCUUGGAACAGUGUAGUUAUGAUUUCCCGACAGUUGUUGACAUCGAAAAAGUACCAUACAACUGCCAGGAGGCACCUACAUCGUGUGAAGUUGAAGAGGGGGGAGACGCUUUGUGCGACAUCCUGCUGAAAGAAGUACAGAAUGUAGAAUGCGAUGUUGGUCUCGGUGACGAUGUUAGCAGCGUUACGAAUAGCAACCACGGCAGCAUCAAGAGGCCACGACGCCCCACCAAGCCCACCAAGGGCAGCCGAAAGAAACGUCUUGACGACGAAACCUUAGAUGCUCUAGCCCAUCUCUUGGCCAAGAUUCCAGAUGACGGAGAUCCCAUCCUCCAAUCAAGGCGCCGAUCUAUGCUUCGGCGAGUUGGUAGUUCCACUGCAGCGACCAGAGGACGAGUGAAUAGUGAGGCCGACCGAAGCAUGGAGCAAGUCAGCACCAGACCGUUGCCUCGGGGGCGAAGUCCCCCGAACACUUCUACCGACGAUUCCGUUUUCGAAUUUGACAACAUGGCUCGAAAAAUGAACAAGAAAAAGUCUACCAAGGCCACACAGGCUAGAAAGAGCAUGCGGGAAGGUGUUCCCGAGGUUCGCACUGCCCGGACUAGAUCAAUGGACGACGACAUGGAUUGGGAGCACCUGGAUGAUUUUUCUCUUGGUCCUGAUCCAGUUUUUGUCACAACCAAAAAGAAGAAGUCCAUGUGGGGUGUUGUGGCGAAUAAGUUGCUCGUUGGCCGUAAGAAACAGGUUGGGUAUCAUCGGUUCCGAGCUCCGAAAAAGGGCAAGAUCACAUUUGACGACGAUGGAAGUGUGCAAGUCGAAUUGCUGAACGGAUGAGAGAAGACAAGCAGCUAACAGUAUCGUGCCAUACUCGAAGAUGGUUGCCGCCAGCAAUACGCAGCAAAAGAGAUCCAAUCAAUCAGAAUGAUUCAAUCGAAUCAGUCAGCGUGUACAUGGAACUGGUACCCGUACUGUACGGGCAAGAGACGGAUGAGGCGCAAAGGCAGCCUAGAAUGGAAAUGUUGAAUGUUUGUAAGCUUUGUAUACAGUAAGCAAUAUAGAAUGUUAGAAGUGGUUUGGCAACAGUUCCUGCCGAAGUCGAGUCGGUGCUGCAGA